AUGAGCGGCGCUCCCGGCGGGCCCCGGCCGAGGACCCCGCCGAGCCGCGGAGCCGCGGCCGCCCCGUCGCCCCGGCCGCCCCCCGCCGACCCGCUGCGCCAGGCCAGCCGGCUGCCCAUCCGCGUCCUGAAGAUGCUCAGCGCCCACGGCGGCCACCUCCUGCACCCCGAGUACCUCCAGCCGCUCUCCUCCACGCCCGUCAGCCCCAUCGAGCUGGACGCCAAGAAGAGCCCGCUGGCGCUGCUGGCCCAGACCUGCUCGCAGAUCGGGAAGCCCGACCCGCCGCCCUCCUCCAAGCUGAACGCCGUGGCGGCCGCCGCGCCCGCCGCCGACAAGGAGCCCUCGGCCCGGCCCGCCGCGCUGAAGCCGCCGGGCAGCGGGGACGCGCCCGCCGAGGACAAGUCGAGCUUCAAGCCCUACUCGAAGGGCGGCGGGGAGCCCCGCAAGGAGGGCGGCGCGGACAAGGCCGGCUUUCGGGUGCCCAGCGCAGCGUGCCCGCCGUUCCCCCCGCACGCCGCCGCCUCCUCGCCCGGCGGCUCCCGCGGGGCUUCACCGCAGCACCCCGAGCCCAAGGGCGCCGAGGAGAAGAAGGAGCCCGAAGGCGGCAAGCCCAGCCCCGAGGGGACGGGCGGGGCGCUGGGGCGCGGGGUGGUGGAGGCCGGGGCGCACGGCGAGCCCCCCUCGGGCCGCAAGUCGGAGCCCCCCGCGCUGCCGCCCGCCGGCCAUGUGGCCCCCGUGUCGCCCUACAAGCCGGGCCACUCCGUGUUCCCCCUGCCGCCCUCCAGCAUCGGCUACCACGGCUCCAUCGUCGGCGCCUACGCCGGCUACCCGUCCCAGUUCGUGCCCGGGCUGGACCCCACCAAGCCGGGGCUGGUGGGCAGCCAGCUGCCGGGGGCGCUGGGGCUGCCGGGCAAACCGCCCAGCUCCAGCCCGCUCACCGGGGCCUCGCCGCCCUCCUUCAUGCAGGGAUUAUGCCGGGACCCGUACUGCCUGAGCUACCACAGCGCCUCGCACCUGGGCUCCAGCAACUGCUCCAGCUGCGUGCACGACCCCGGCAGCCUCAAGAGCGGAUACCCCUUGGUGUACCCCACGCACCCCCUGCACUCGGUGCACACCACGCUCUCCUCCAGCGGCACCCCCAGCCUGCCCGGCCACCCCCUGUACACCUACGGCUUCAUGCUGCAGAACGACCCCCUGCCCCACAUAUGCAACUGGGUGUCUGCCAGCGGACCCUGCGACAAGAGGUUUGCCACCUCGGAGGAGCUGCUCACCCACCUACGGACCCACACGGCCCUGCCGGGGGCCGAGAAACUCUUGGCGGGUUACCCUACCUCCGGGCUGGGCUCCGCGGCCUCCUGCCACCUGCACCUCCCGCCCGCCGCCCCCGGGAGCCCCAACACCUUACCGGCCUCGCUCUCCUUGAGGAGCCCACACACUUUGGGACUAAACAGGUACCACCCCUACGGCAAGAGCCACUUGCCCACGGCCGGCGCCCUGCCCGUGCCCUCCUUGCCGGCUGCCGGACCUUACUACUCCCCGUACGCUCUCUACGGCCAAAGACUCACGUCAGCCUCGGCUUUGGGAUAUCAGUAACCGGCUCAGCCCCAGCCCCCCGCGCCCUCCUUGGACUCUGUAUUUAUUACUGUAUGUUAGCUUAAAGCUGGGAAUAUAAGUGCAUUAUACACCAAUGAAUCAAUGGUAUGCAAAAAAAAAAAAAGUCUGUGUUCCAA
This is a messenger RNA of Camarhynchus parvulus, 1730 nucleotides long. RefSeq names its product zinc finger protein 703 (gene ZNF703). The transcript is spliced from 2 exons. The coding region runs from base 1 to 1593 and encodes 530 amino acids. Gene Ontology annotation, biological process: negative regulation of DNA-templated transcription. NCBI's taxonomy places the organism in Eukaryota, Metazoa, Chordata, Aves, Passeriformes, Thraupidae. Gene Ontology annotation, cellular component: nucleus. The record is from RefSeq and is a predicted model, not a curated record.